Messenger RNA from Mus pahari (shrew mouse), 1859 nucleotides. RefSeq names its product RAB17, member RAS oncogene family (gene Rab17). Gene Ontology annotation, molecular function: GTP binding; GTPase activity. Bases 218 to 862 code for a protein of 214 amino acids. The record is from RefSeq and is a predicted model, not a curated record. Gene Ontology annotation, cellular component: endosome. The transcript has 6 exons. NCBI's taxonomy places the organism in Eukaryota, Metazoa, Chordata, Mammalia, Rodentia, Muridae.
AGAGCCCUGCUGGCUGGGGCCUUGGAGGGAGCAGGGGGCCUGCUCACUUCAUUUGCUCAGCUGCUGGUGGUCAGCGUGCACUGCUCCACCCACCCCACCCCUGGCAGGACCCUGACAAGUCAUCCAGCACCCAGGGGAAGCACAGCCGGGGGAAGAGAGGGGAGCCAGCAGCCCUGUGGGAGGAUGGUCUUUAGAACUCUUUGACAGUGAACAGGCCAUGGCGCAGGCUACUGGGCUGCCACAGGCCAGCACUGCUUCUGGCCAGCCCUAUGUGAGCAAGCUGGUUCUGCUUGGAAGCAGUUCUGUGGGCAAGACCAGCCUGGCCCUCCGGUACAUGAAGCAGGACUUCAGCAACGUCUUGCCGACUGUGGGUUGUGCCUUCUUCACGAAGGUGCUGGACUUGGGCUCCUCAUCUCUGAAGCUUGAGAUCUGGGACACAGCCGGCCAGGAGAAGUACCACAGCGUCUGCCACCUCUACUUCAGGGGCGCCAACGCUGCGCUCCUGGUUUAUGACAUCACUCGGAAGGACUCAUUUCACAAGGCCCAGCAGUGGCUGGAGGACCUGGAGAAGGAGUUCCAGCCAGGAGAGGUGGUGGUGAUGCUGGUCGGCAACAAAAUGGAUCUGGGCGAGGAGCGGGAAGUGAGCUUCCAGGAAGGAAAAGAGUUUGCAGAGAGCAAAAGCCUGAUGUUCAUGGAAACCUCUGCCAAGCUGAACUACCAGGUGUCUGAGAUCUUCAACACGGUUGCUCAGGAGCUACUGCAGAGAGCAGGAGACAGGGGGAGCAGCCACCCACAGGAAGGUGAGGCUGUGGUUCUGAACCAGGAACCUCCUGUCCGGCAGCGCCAGUGCUGUGCACGAUAGCCACUGCCACUGCAGGAGAGCCGGUGGAGGACAUCUCAGCCUGUGCUUCGGAGGGGCCCCAGCCCAAGCUAUGCCUUCACAACAAAUCUGUCGGCUCUUUGUCCACUUAUGUUCUCUGUCGAAGAUGUUGUAUGCUUGAGCCCUGGAGGCUUCCAGACAUUGGUUUCCUUUGUGAUCACUGCUUGCCAAAGCGGAUGGGAACUGUCUCAGGGAAGAUCCAGUGUCAAAUGGCUCCCAGAAGACCUUACCUGACACCCAGAUACUUGGGUGCCCUGAGCCAAGUGUGCCUGCUCCUCCUGGCUGUCCCUUUCAGCUUCCUUGUGACCAGUACGGAAGAGCUAAAUGAAGCAGAGAAAAGCAUGGACUGGGAAAAAAGCCUUUGACCCAUGGGGUGGGAGGACAGAUGCUUCCUUCCGGGGGCAGCAUCCAUAAUUGGAUCACAUUUGUUCUAGGGACUAUCAGGGGAAGAGAAGGGGCAUCAGGGCAAGGGAAAAUGCAGGGAUGAGCCCAAGGUACAAUGCAGGGAUGAGCCCAAGGUACAAUGCAGGGAUGAGCCCAAGGUACAAUGCAGGGAUGAGCCCAAGGNAAUGCAGGGAUGAGCCCAAGGUACAAUGCAGGGAUGAGCCCAAGGUACAAUGCAGGGAUGAGCCCAAGGUACAAUGCAGGGAUGAGCCCAAGGGAAAAUGCAGGGAUAAUGAGCCCAAGGGAAAAUGCAGGGAUUAGCCCAAGGGAAAAUGCAGGGAUGAGCCCAAGGGAAAAUGCAGGGAUGAGCCCAAGGUACAAUGCAGGGAUAAUGAGCCCAGGGUACUAAGUCUCAGUGAGGUGACGCUGGAGAGACAGAGUCUGACAGGGUGGCUGGGAUGGAAGUGUCCCCUUCCAGCUGUGGACAGACAGAGCCAGGUUUCUAUGUAGUGAUCUGAGGACUCGAAAACCCCUGUCCCGAGAUGAAUACCGUGUUGUCUUGUGUCCUUCUCUCCAAAUAUUAAAUGUCUCGACA